Molecule: messenger RNA, 1412 nt
Organism: Talaromyces stipitatus ATCC 10500
Lineage: Eukaryota; Fungi; Ascomycota; Eurotiomycetes; Eurotiales; Trichocomaceae
Product: D-xylose reductase (Xyl1), putative
Exons: 3
Coding region: 379-1341 (320 amino acids)
Biological process (GO): D-xylose catabolic process
Cellular component (GO): cytosol
Molecular function (GO): D-xylose reductase (NADPH) activity
Source: RefSeq, a predicted model, not a curated record
AGUCGUCUCCGGUCCUGGAGAACGCGGGUUAAAUAGCUCCCAUUCUCUACAUGUUAUGAUUGCUGUCACCUCCACCCCGCUUCGCGUGGUUGCUUGCUGGCUGACUUGCCCCUCUAUUUAUUUUGGCUAAGGUAGGGCUGCUACAUACGUAUUUAGUAUGCGCAUUCACGGAGGAUUAGUGUCGGAAAAUAGGAAGUUGGAUGUGGAGUGGUAGAGAAAUGCGAAGAAAGAUAUAGAGUGAGCUCCCCGCUGGUCUUUUUCUUUUUUCUUUCCUUCAAAAAAUAUAUUCAAUUUCUUAUCCUUCUACUCCUCCCCUUCUUUCCUUCUAUAAAAAAAAAAUUGUCUUCUUGCCGUUAGAUUGUACCUACUACAAGCAAGAUGUCUUCUCCCACCGUCAAGCUUAACAGUGGUUAUGACAUGCCCCUUGUGGGCUUUGGACUGUGGAAAGUCAACAACGACACUUGCGCAGACCAGGUCUAUGCAGCUAUCAAGGCUGGUUACCGUCUUUUCGACGGAGCUUGCGACUACGGAAAUGAAAAAGAAGUUGGCCAAGGUAUCGCUCGGGCUAUCAAGGACGGCCUCGUCAAGCGUGAAGAAUUAUUCAUCGUCUCCAAGCUCUGGAACACAUUCCACGACGGCGACAAAGUCGAGCCUAUUGCCCGCAAGCAACUCGAUGACCUGGGCCUUGAUUACUUUGACCUUUACCUGAUUCACUUCCCCGUCGCACUCAAAUGGGUCGACCCUGCUGAGCGCUAUCCUCCCGGAUGGACCGCUCCCGACGGCAAGGUCGAGUUCAGCAAGGCUACUAUCCAAGAGACAUGGCAAGCUAUGGAGUCGCUGGUCGACAAGAAACUCUCCCGCAGCAUCGGUAUCAGCAACUUCAGCGUCCAGCUUAUCAUGGACCUAUUGCGACAUGCUCGCAUUCGUCCUGCCACUCUCCAGAUUGAGCAUCAUCCAUACCUCCAACAGAAAGAACUCAUCAAGUAUGUCCAAAGCGAAGGCAUCGUGAUCACCGCAUAUUCCUCCUUUGGACCCCUGAGCUUUAUCGAAUUGGACAUGAGCAGCGCCCAUAACACACCUAAGCUCUUCGACCACGAUGUCAUCAAAUCUACUUCCCAGAAACAUGGCAAGACCCCGGCUCAAAUUUUGCUUCGAUGGGCCACCCAGCGAAACAUUGCCGUCAUUCCCAAGAGUAAUGACCCGACCCGUCUCAGUCAGAAUUUGGACGUUACCGGAUGGAGUUUGGAGCAGUCGGAUAUUGAUGCUAUUAAUGGAUUGGAUUUGGGACUUCGUUUCAAUGAUCCUCUUAACUACGGUAUCUACAUUCCUAUUUUCGCAUAGACACGCUCGUAUCGGGUGUGACGAGUAUGAUAGCUCGUUCUGCAAUGAUAGAUGAAUGAUGAUCAAUGUGC